Molecule: messenger RNA, 1914 nt
Organism: Amphibalanus amphitrite
Lineage: Eukaryota; Metazoa; Arthropoda; Thecostraca; Balanomorpha; Balanidae
Exons: 1
Coding region: 73-1854 (593 amino acids)
Source: RefSeq, a predicted model, not a curated record
ACAGGCCUGAUCGUCAAUUCAAGCGUUUGUCACCUGCCGGAUUUUGAUCCGUGGGAUGACACCAUCCGGGAUAUGCUACAGAAGGAGACGCCUCUGAAGGAAUGCUCCCACGACCAGCCGAUCACCCUGACCCAGCGUGGACUGCAGCUGACCAUGGAGGUCCAUCAUUCCCGUCUGAAGGGAGGCUGCCAGCCAGAAUGUUGCAUGCGCAGCGUGGCUCGAGACAAGGAUGGAAGGUCCGACGACGCGUUCCGAUUUGGAGUUAAAGAGACAUGUUUCCGGGGCGAAUCCACACUAAACGUCACAGACGAGUUCAUUAGGGUGAGAUGCUUCUGUUCAACCACUCCAAAGGCGACAUUGUACGAGGAUUUCAGAACAUUCAUCGUUCCUAAGGCCAACAAUACGGAUUCACAACCCAAAAGUGAUGUCAAGAACAAAGAGAAGGUUGGCGUAUACUUGGUUGGACUAGACUCAAUUUCCACAUUGAAUUUCAAGCGCUAUUUGCCAAAAGUUCAGCAGGUCCUCGAAAACGAGCUUCGUGCAAUACCGAUGACGGGACUUACUAAGGUUGGUGUUAAUACUUUUCCUAAUAUAGUGCCUUUGCUAACGGGUCUGGCUGUGAAUCAACUAAACCAGUCUCUGCGUGGCAGCCCCUUUGACCAUCAGCCUUUCAUAUGGAAGUCGUUUGCCGCUCUAGACUACGUAACUCUGUACAUGGAAGACGAGCCUCUCUUCUCCACCUUCAAUUACAUGAAGAAAGGAUUUUUCUCCCAGCCUACUGACCACUACGGUCGGCACUUGUACCUGGCAAUACAUCGUUCAAAACUGGCAAAGCGUAGUGGCAACCACUGUGUGAACGGUCGCCUCACGCUUGACCUCCAGCUUCAGUGGCUCGAAGACCUCAUCGCUCAACCAGAUCCGUCUCCGCAAUUCGCGCUCGUGUUCAGCAACUCCCCAAGCCACAAAGGUCCUCUUAGCCACAUCAGACCACUGCAGCCUCGUCUGCUCCAGUUUCUGCAGACGUACCGUACCUCAAGACGCUACAACUCGUCGAUCUUGAUCCUUUUUAGCGACCACGGCAUGCGUUUCGGUCCCAUCAUGCGUACAGAACUGGGUGGGUACGAGUCGAGGAUGCCGCUCUUCUACAUCGUACCACCGCCGCGGUUUGAGACUGACCACCCAGAACGUCUCGCCAGCCUGCGCACCAACUCCCGGAGGCUGACUACCUUCUUUGACGUCCACGCUACGUUGCGGGACGUUCUCUUAGACGCCGGAGCGACCAGCUCCGAUCUGCCCGUCUUCCCCGGCCCCGGGCAUAGUCUGUUUGCGCCUGUGCCCGAAGAGAGGUCCUGCGAAGAUGCUGGAAUCGCACCUCAGUGGUGCGUGUGCCGGGUGCGUCAACCACUUCCUCCUGACCUUGAUGUCGUCAGCCGCGUCGCGAACGCCACCGUGCGUCACAUUAACGACGUCCUGCUGCGCCAGGUUCGAGCACAGUGCGCCGAGCUGCGUUUGCUACGAGUGAUCGACGCAUAUCUGACUCUCUCCGAGACUGGUGGGAAGGUGAAGGACACUCAUUACAAACUGGAGGCUUUCGACGAGAUCUCUGUGCGACUGGUGACGGAGCCCGGUCUCGCUGAGUUCGAGUCCACUGUGCGCUGUUUCCAGGGACUCGGCUCCUCCGAGCAGAGCCACCAGCGGACUGCUGCAGUGGAGGGGCUGGACGGCCGCUGCCGACCGCACCACAGGCUCUCCGUCAUGGACGUGUCAAGGCUCAACCUCUAUCGCGGACAGAGCGAAUGUCUGAAGGAGCACUUCGACGAGAGGAGGUUUUGCUACUGUAAAGAGCUGCUGUGAGCACCCUGCUUUAGAUAGCACGAUGUGGCCUGUGCUGUGUAGAGUGCGAUGUUGCCGAUG